Molecule: messenger RNA, 1682 nt
Organism: Zymoseptoria tritici IPO323
Lineage: Eukaryota; Fungi; Ascomycota; Dothideomycetes; Mycosphaerellales; Mycosphaerellaceae
Gene: CYP-54
Product: putative P450 monooxygenase
Exons: 2
Coding region: 237-1682 (481 amino acids)
Molecular function (GO): oxidoreductase activity, acting on paired donors, with incorporation or reduction of molecular oxygen; iron ion binding; monooxygenase activity
Source: RefSeq, a predicted model, not a curated record
UUGCUACACUGAAACACAGCUCCAAACCCUAUUGUCUGCUCCUUCUCACCCGUGAGCACCUCCUCAACCAGCUCUGAGACACGCCCUCGCACAGAACAAAAGGCAGCCCGGACCCAGCAAUCCGGUCCUGACAAGCAGGUAGCUCCCAGCUCUGCUGCACUCCGCUCGAAAAGACGAGUAACAUCCAAUCCUCAUUGCUCGCUCUGGUUUCCCAGCGAGAGCAGAAUCCCGCCGCAAUGGUUCACACUCUACUCUUUGCGGCAUUUGCACUUUUCGCUCUCAUCGUUGCACGGGCGGCCCGCCGACAUGCCGCCCUCUCGCACUUUGGCGGUCAUUGGUCGGUUGGAUGGUCGCGUCUAUGGUUGCUCAGGACCCAGGGCAGUGGACAGAUGAAUCUGCGCUUCACAAAGAUCAAUCAACAAUUCGGAUCCACCGCCCGGAUAGCACCGAACAUGCUCAUCACAUCCGACCCGGACCUCAUGCGCCGGAUGAAUGCCGUUCGAUCUCCAUUCACCCGCGGUCCAUGGUAUGCUGCUCUCAAACUCCACCCAGACCGAGACAACAUCACCUCCUACACCGACGAGCGCAAACAUGCCGACAUUCGCAGCCGCAUGGCACCGGGCUAUGCAGGCAGGGAAAAUCCUCAUCUCGAACAGGACGUUGACGAUGCCCUGAUCAAGAUGCAUUCUCUGAUCGCAGAGAAAUAUCUCAACAGACCCGAAAACGAUCAGUUCCGCAUCCUCGAUCUCGCUCGUAUUUGCACCUUCUUCACACUCGACGUAAUCUCCAAGAUCGCAUUCGGUGAGCCCUUUGGCUACCUAGAGAACGACGAAGAUCCUUACGGCUACCUGGCCAAUCUUGCUCAGCUGCUCCCAGCGCUCAUCGUCUUCGGCGUCUACAGUGAAUUUGCCAAUCUGAUGAAGAUCCCACUCCUCAAGGCAUCUCUUCCCAAGUCGACUGACAAACGCGGUCUCGGUCGUGUGAUGGGUUUCGCAGCAGCUCGUGUACGGGAACGAUUCGGCACCAAACCCAUCGUUCGUCGGGACAUGCUGGGUGCUUUCAUCAACAAAGGUCUCACGCAAGGCGAACUUGAAUCCGAGACUCUCACUCAAAUCAUCGCGGGAUCGGAUUCGACCGCUUCCUCACUUCGACUUACCCUGCACUUCAUCACGACCUCGCCUCCAAUCCUUGAGCGUCUUCUCGCUGAAGCCAAUGCCGGCAUUGAAGCCGGCCGCAUAUCUCGCCCUGUGAUCAAAGACCAAGAAGCUCGCGGACUACCGUAUCUUCAAGCCUGUAUCAAGGAAGGUCUCCGCAUGUAUCCACCAGUGACUGGUCUGCUUGCCAAGCGUGUCCCGGACGAAGGCGUGCACAUCGAUGUGGACGGCGUGGAGAAGUACAUUCCGGGAGGGGUACAGAUUGGUUGGAACAGCUGGGCAAUGAUGCGAAGAGAGGAGAUUUUCGGGAAAGACGUUGAGAUGUACCGUCCAGAACGUUGGCUGUUGCGACAAGGCGGAGGCGCGGCGGAGGUCGCACGAGCCAAGCGCAUGACGGAGACGGUUGAGUUGUGCUUCGGCUAUGGACGAUUCGGAUGUCUUGGACGAGGUGUUGCGACGAUGGAGCUGAACAAGGCCGUGCUCGAGGUGAGUCGUAUCGUCGCUCCGCCAGAUUUGUUUGCCGACUAA